Molecule: messenger RNA, 1976 nt
Organism: Zophobas morio
Lineage: Eukaryota; Metazoa; Arthropoda; Insecta; Coleoptera; Tenebrionidae
Product: GMP reductase 1-like
Exons: 5
Coding region: 603-1640 (345 amino acids)
Biological process (GO): nucleotide metabolic process
Cellular component (GO): GMP reductase complex
Molecular function (GO): GMP reductase activity
Source: RefSeq, a predicted model, not a curated record
UAUUUAUAUUGUUCACAGCUCUUAUUAGUUCACUUGACGUGACUUUUUUUAAGUUGUUGAAGUUGUGUCCCAGUGGCGGUGCAAAAACUGAAAGCGUAGAUUGGGAUGCUUCAAAACAUCCUAAAUUUUUGACAAAAAUGUGUUCCAGUAAGUGUGUAAUGCAACAUUUGCAUAAGGAAAAAGCAAAAGUCUAAGCUCUUGAGUUAUAAGUAAAAAAUUAGUGAAAAUAAAUCAACGCUUUCUCCGCCACUGGCCUUUUCAUAAUAAAACAACGUCAGCGCCCUCUACGUCAUCCAAUAUGGAAUAGUUAAUUCAAAAUAAAAACGUAGCUUCAGAAUAACUCUUCAACGAUAUUCAUUCACCGCAAUUAUCGCUGCUCCAAAACGAACAAAAUUUUUCGUAAAAAGCGCUAAUUGCAAAACGAGGUCGAGGCCGUAACCGUGGCCACUUCGCGCAUGCGCGCAUCUUGACGCGCUGUCGUUCAAAUCGCACUUGUCAAAGUGACGUAACCAAAGUCAGCUGAAAGUUAUUUUUAAUUGUUUGUCCGCGAACUAGCAAAAUUUUAGUUGUCACUCGCAAAACCCGCCAGUUCCACCCUCAAAAUGCCUAACAUCAACUACGAAAUCAAGCUGGACUUCAAGGACGUGAUGCUGCGCCCCAAAAGGUCCACCCUGAAGAGCCGCAGCGACGUGAACUUGUUCCGGGAGAUCACGUUCCGGAACUCCAAGCAGACGUACAAUGGCAUCCCGGUCAUGGCUUCCAACAUGGACACAGUGGGCACUUUUGAAAUGGCACAAGCCCUCUCGAAACACGGGCUGUUUACGUGCAUCCACAAGUACUACAGCGCGGAACAGUGGAAGAAGUUCGCCCAGGAGAACCCCAAGGCUUUGCCUCAUGUUGCCGCCAGCGCUGGAAUGACUGAUUCCGAUUUCGAGAAACUGACUGAAAUUUUGAAAUCCAUCCCAGAAAUUACGUUUAUUUGUCUGGACGUGGCAAACGGGUACUCGCAGCACUUUGUAGAGUACGUGAGGAAAGUGAGGGCCGCGUUCCCCACGCACACGAUCAUCGCCGGCAACGUCGUCACCGGCGAGAUGGUCGAAGAGCUUAUUCUCUCGGGCGCCGACUUGAUCAAGGUGGGCAUCGGCCCGGGCUCCAUCUGCACCACGCGCCUGAAGACCGGCGUCGGCUACCCCCAGCUGUCUGCCGUGCUCGAAUGCGCUGACGCCGCCCACGGCCUCGGCGGCCACAUCAUCUCCGACGGUGGCUGCACGUGCGCCGGGGACGUAGCCAAGGCUUUCGGCGGCGGCGCCGACUUCGUCAUGGCCGGGGCGAUGUUCUCGGGGCACGACCAAUGCGACGGCGAGCUCAUCGAGAAGAAUGGGAAGAAGUUCAAGCUGUUUUACGGGAUGUCGUCGGAGACCGCCAUGCAGAAGCACUCAGGUGGAGUUGCAGAGUACAGGACGUCCGAAGGAAAAACCGUGGAGGUGCCUUACCGCGGCGACGUCGAGCCGACCGUGCUGGAUAUUCUGGGCGGACUGCGGAGUGCCUGCACGUAUACGGGGGCUGCCAAGCUGAAGGAGCUGCCCAAGCGGGCCACGUUUAUUCGGUGCACCCAGCAACUCAACCCCAUUUUUAGUUAAAUUUUUAGUUGAGGUUUUAGUUCGAAUUUUUAUUGGCUGAAAAGUAGUUCCAAGCGACGAAAUGGCGCCUACGGUUCGUCAAUUAUUUUAAGAAUUUUAGCCGUUGUUAAAAGUUAACGACUUGAGUGAGAUAAGCACAAAACUUUUACGUAUUUAGGAUGAAUUUAUUUAUUUAUAUUCGUGAUUUUAGUCUUGCGGAGUGACGGAAUACACCAAUGAAACUCGUCAGCAUUUUAGCCAUAUUGUGAUCUUUACAAUAUUUAUUUCGUGCCUGAGUGUCAUGUUACGUGGAAACUUGUUAAUAAACGUUAUUUUUUGAAUAAAUUAGUGCUUGUA